AUGGCGCUCACCCAGUCGGGUCUCCUCAGGAGCUCUUUCCCCCAGCUCUCCUUCUCCCCCUCUUCCUCUUCCGUUGCCUGUCGCCUUCCCCGCCGGGGGACCUGUUGCUCCGUCGCCGCCGUGCCAUCGUCGAAGGCAGCGGCGCCGCCGCGCGGGCCCGGCGAUGGCUGCGCGUUGAAGUCUUUGAAAGCGCGGCAGAUCGUCGAUAGCAGGGGGAACCCCACGGUGGAGGUGGACCUGCAGACUGGGGACGGGAAUGUGUACCGUUCGGCCGUCCCCAGCGGAGCUUCGACGGGGAUAUACGAGGCGCUGGAGCUGAGAGACGGCGACAAGACGGUCUACGGCGGGAAAGGGGUGCUCCAGGCCGUGAGGAACGUCAACGAGCUCUUGGCACCGAAGCUCGUCGGGGUCGAUGUCAGGUGGGUCAAUCUCCAUCUCUCGUCCUUCAUCACCUCGGAACACUGUUUCAAUCCCUCUCUCAAAGCUUCAUCGCCAUGAUCUCUCCUCCCCUGCUUCCUUUGCUCAGACUCCUUACGCUAACAACAAUUUUCUUCCAAGUUUGUCUUUUCUUGCACUUUUUGCAGGACCAUUCUCGUUUCUUGAAGAAGGUUACUUUCGUUGAAUGUAAAGUUCUGAAAUUUUUCUUGGAUGAUUCUGUCUUGCUACCAGGAAUCAAGCUGAUGUUGACGCCAUCAUGCUCGAGUUCGAUGGGACACCGAACAAAUCAAAGCUGGGGGCCAACGCCAUCCUCGGGGUGUCCCUCAGUGUAUGCAGAGCUGGAGCAGGGGCCAAAGGAACCCCCUUGUAUAAGCACAUUCAGGAAAUAUCUGGAACAAAGGAGCUCGUCAUGCCGGUCCCAGCCUUCAACGUGAUCAACGGCGGAAGCCACGCCGGCAACAACUUGGCCAUGCAGGAGUUCAUGAUCUUGCCAGUUGGCGCAUCCUCAUUUGCUGAGGCCGUCCGCAUGGGAAGCGAAGGUAGUGAGUAAACCCAUGUAUUCGACUAAAUGCAGCGUCUUUUUUCUCUCCUGCUGCUGGAUCUACGUGGGUUCUCGGUGGGCCUAUGAUGGGUUGUUCCUAUUUUGUGAGAUCCCUCUUAUUAUUUCCAUACUUGGCAGUGUACCAUGUUCUGAAGGGAAUCAUCAAGGCAAAGUAUGGACAAGACGCCUGCAAUGUUGGUGAUGAAGGGGGCUUUGCCCCCAACGUACAAGACAACAGGGAGGGCCUGGUACUGCUCAUGGAUGCUAUUGAGAAGGCGGGGUAUUCUGGGAAGGUAGGGUGGAGCCUUCAAAUCUCAUCCCUUUGUCCCAAAAAGGGGGACAAAGGGUUUCUACUAUUGGGCAUUCCCCGUUGACCUUUUCUCUGCACAGAUCAAAAUUGGAAUGGACGUGGCCGCGUCAGAGUUCUACACAAAGGAUGGAAGAUAUGAUCUGAAUUUUAAGAAACAGCCAAACGAUGGUUUCCAUGUGCUCCCAGCGGAUGGCCUGUGUGAGCUGUACAAAGAAUUCGUCAGAGACUUCCCCAUUGUUUCCAUCGAGGAUCCCUUUGACCAAGAUGACUGGAGCUCAUGGUCGUCCCUACGGUCUUCAGUUGAUAUCCAGCUAGUGGGUGAUGACCUGCUGGUCACAAAUCCAAAGAGGAUAGCUGAAGCCAUCCAGAAGGAGGCUUGCAAUGCACUGUUAUUAAAGGCAAGUAUUUAAAACAUCAAAAAAAAUUUCCUCGUAUGUGAAUAAUUUUUAAAGGUGUUAAACAAGUUGGUGGGUUGAACAUUAAAUCAUUUUUUUUUCUGAUCCCUGAAAGUUAAGCAGUGCAUGGUCUCUCAGUAGGUCACCAUCGAACGAAAUAUUCACAACAUUUAUGUGGUUUAUCAUAACUAAGUUUAAAGCAUAUGAUUUGAUUAUUAUCUUUGAGUUUUAAGAUGAAAUAUAAAAAAAUAUUUGGUUGAAAGUAUUAAUGCGUUGAAAGAAAAAAAAAAACUUCCUACUUCCGGUCUUCCUGAUUAUCAGUGUCCACAAGUACAUAAUCAGAUGAUGAUUUUCUGGGCACCUGUUUGUCAUUUUCUUCAUUCAAUAUCCGGCAUGCGUAUCCAUCCUUUAGAACUUUUUUCCUCAGCUUGUUGGCUGGGAGUGAUCUCUCUUCCUUCUCAACAGCCAUCAUCCUGAAGCAAUUCAGUUAAUAGUCUCUCAAUAGGUUAACUAGCUUAUCUUACUGAUGUUCUAGACCCUAUAGUUUGAUGAAUUUGAAGAUAACUAGUGUUCUGUCUUCCUGCUUGUUAAUUUAUGUGAUUUCAGAAAAAGAUGAUGAAUUUCUCUGUCCCGUAGGUAUUACUUUCUUGCUUUAAUAACUGAGAUGGUGUUCCGUCCUUCUGAGUUCUUCUGUUCUAAUUUUGUUGUCUGUCUCACAAGAUAUUAAUAGUUUAUCUCAAUUUAGUUCUAAACCAUUUAAUUUGAUUAUCAUCAAUGAACUUGAGACAAUGACGUGCCAGUGGAAGCUUUGGCGUGUUAAUGAUUCCUCUUAUGCCCUCUUGCAGGUCAACCAGAUUGGGACAGUUACCGAGUCCAUUCAAGCAGCCCUUGACUCCAAAGCUGCUGGCUGGGGUGUUAUGGUUAGCCACCGCAGUGGUGAGACAGAGGAUAAUUUCAUUGCUGAUCUGUCUGUUGGGCUGGCUAGUGGACAGGUAGGAAACCUGUAUUUACUGUGGAUUUCUUACUAAUUUGGGAAUAUUACCGUUGCCAAGUUUUGUUUACAUUUUCUGGUUCGCAGAUCAAAACAGGAGCUCCAUGCCGCAGUGAGAGAUUGGCCAAGUAUAAUCAGGUAAUGGGCUUCUAAUUCAUCAAUAUUCAUACUACUACAAGUAAAAAAAAUCACUAAAAAAUCAAACUCCCUUCAUGCUUACCUGGGCCAACAUCAAUUUGAAUACUUGUUAGAUAAUAUCCGGAAAGAAAUUCUGGGUUCAUUUUUUCCCACUGAUUCGCCGUUUUUCUAGGCUGACAUUUCUAUUCCUUUUUCAUUUCCGUAUUUUUUGUUAAUUUUCUUGUGGGGUAAUAUAUACCACGUUGGCAAGCCCUAUUUAAUUCCAGCUGCUGACAUCAUAUAUACACACACAUAGAGUUUGGAAGAAAUACACGUUUUACUACUAGAUUCCCAUAUUUUUCUAGAUAUGUAGCAUUUUCCUCCUCAAUUUCUAGAGUACCCAAUAUCCCUAACCUUUUCCUUUAAUGCCCCAAAUACUUAUCCAGCUUCUGCGCAUUGAAGAGGAGCUGGGGGAUGUGAGAUUUGCUGGCGAGGUUUUCAGAUUUCCAUGA
This is a messenger RNA of Spirodela intermedia, 3304 nucleotides long. The record is from the annotation of a GenBank genome assembly. NCBI's taxonomy places the organism in Eukaryota, Viridiplantae, Streptophyta, Magnoliopsida, Alismatales, Araceae.